Prorocentrum cordatum is the source of this 741-nucleotide messenger RNA. NCBI's taxonomy places the organism in Eukaryota, Dinophyceae, Prorocentrales, Prorocentraceae. The record is from the annotation of a GenBank genome assembly.
AUGGCGCGGGCGGACCUCGCCCCCGACGUCGUGGCGUACACGUCUCUGCUAGAGGCGGCGGUUCACCGCGGCGAGCACGAGGCCGUGCUCGGCGAGAUGAGAGCCGCCCGGGUCUCUCCGAACGUCGUCACCUACGGCGUCCUGAUGAAGACCUCGGCGACCUCAGGAGAUUUCCGCAGCGCCGAGGCUUGGGUGCGGCGCAUGCGCGCGGAGCGCGUCCAGCCGAGCUCCGUGACGCUCACCACGCUGAUCAGCGCCUACGCGAAGGCGGGCCUGAUGGCCAAGGCAGAGGCGUGCUUCAGGAGCAUGACCCUGGCCGCGCUGGCCCCGGACGCCCGGUCCUACGGCGCACUCCUCGACGGCCACGGCGGUCGGGGCGCGGAGGCGGGCGACCCCAGCAGGUGUGAGGCCUGGCUCGCCAGGAUGCGGCGCGGCGGUGUCGAGCCCAGCGAGAUCCAGUACAAUCAGUUGCUGCGCGCGCAGUCCGCACUUGACCGCCCGGAAAGGCGGCCCAAGGUCGCGGCGUGCCUCCAGGACAUGCUGGCGCGCCGCGUCGAGCCCACCGCAGCGACCCUCUCCGUCGCGCGCUCGCUGCUAGGGGAGGCGGAGGCGGUGUCUCUCUGCAGGGAGCUGGGCGUCGACUACCACAGGAUCGCCGUGGAGCCCUACGACAGGAGGCGGCACAAGCGGACCGCAUCGCCGUCCUGCGGCGCCUGGCGGCUGCGGCGGCGGGUGCGGUGA